AUGAAAAGGGGUAGACAGAUUAAGAGGAAGCUUCCUAAAGUUAAUCGCACUCUGGCUAACAGUCUUGAGGAUGAAGAAGCUGACAAUUUGAAGGAGGAUGUUGAUGGCGUUGAUGCGAAGAAGACAUCAAAGAAGAAGAAAGGACUGACCAGUGACAUAAUGAAAGAUGAACGUUUCAAGAGCAUAUUUGAAAUUGGGGACUUCGAAAUUGAUGAAAAUUCUCACGAGUAUCGGGCAUUGCAUCCUAUGCCUUCCUUAAAGCAACCAUCUUUAGUGGAGGAACAUUUUGAACCUGUGAUGGGCGGUGAGGAGCCUAGUGAUUCUGAUGCAUCUGAAGAUGAACAAGUAAAUGAAAACAAUUCUAGAAAGAAGUCCAAAGUUCCGAGAAGGCAUGAAGUCAAGGAUGAGAGGCAUGCAGAUGCAUUCAGGAACCAUGUUUCACUUACAAAGGAAGAUGCUCUUCCACUGGGUGAAAGGGUUGCAGCUUUGUCGAAUGACCGAGCUUCUCGUGAUAUGAACAAUAUCAGGGUGGGGCCCGGAGGUUCAAGAGAAGUUUCCUUUGUUUCCAUAAGCUCAGCGAAGUAUGUGGAAGAUGAAGGCGAGAGGGAAACACGAACUGAAAAGAGAAGAGGGAUCUAGUCCUUGAAACUGAAGCCUGAGAGAUCAUGUUUUCAGGGAUCGGGUUCCCGAGGCCGGGGGAGAGGAAGGGGAAGAGGUCGUGGAAUGGGCAGAGGAAGAGGGAGACGAUAAAUUUUACAUACAGUAUUAACAACUUUUGUGUCAAAGUAAGGAUGCUAACUUUUACUCCUUAAAACUUGUUUGGUGGCGUACUUUUAUAAGUAAUGAUACAGAAUGGGCUGAGCAAGAUGGUACACACAACACAAUACAUAUUUAUGUUCCAUGCUGCAAAUCUACGCCAUUUCAUAUAUUAGUGCAAAUAUGAGUCAAGAAAGGGAUGAGUUUUCAGAUAGUCUUUUGCAGGCUGCCCUUAGCAUUAAGCAAUCAAUACCUUCAAAAUAUUAUGCCUAAAUCCACUAUGAUCUUCAUGUUAACAAUUAUUGUUGAAAACUUGAAAUAUUUCUUGCUUGAUGUUGGUCCUUUAUUGAAUUUGCAGAUCAUGUGCUUUAAAGCUGAUAUUUUUAGUUGGUCUAUUGCUUUGUUUCCCUUUUCCUUUCUCUUGAGAAGUUAUUCAACGUUUCGAACGCCUCCUUAAGUGAACCUGUCACUUGAUUAGUGCUGAAAAUACUGAUUACAAUUAUUGUCAUAUGGAUGAAAUAUCAUUUCUUACGAGAUUGUGUAUCCGUACAACAAAUUUGUGUUCAAAUAAAAAAGGUGCAAAGUUCAGAUUUACCGUUGGAAAUGAUUUUACAGUAUGCAUAAGUUCAGUGUCCUUAACUCUUUCGUGUCUACUUGUCAGAGGAUAUCAGGAGCAUCAUUAUUUAUUGUUGCAAAUCGUGAUACAUCCAAAGUGCUCUUUCUCCAGAAGAAAUAGCAAAAGGUAAGGAAGCUGCCUGUUCUACCUUUAAUUAUGUUUUUUGUUUUUUGGUCAUGGGCUUUAAUUAUGUUGAUGAACAAUGAAGUGAAAUUCUUUUCGCUGAAGUUAAACUAUAUCUAACUAAAGUAAAAUUCUGAAUUGAUUAACAGUUUGCUAUAUCUGCAUAUGUAAUGCAACUGAAAAAUGACAAUCUUAAAUCGUGGCCUUUGACUAUGAGAAGGACAGGAGUUUCAGAAAUGCAUAAGCACUCUAUGAAUGUUCUUCUGACAUUUUCUUUUAUAAUAUGGACAGGCUUUUAAAACCCAAUUCAAUAUCAACCAUUUAAAAUUUAGCUCUACAUUUUGUGAGACAGUCAUCCUCUUCAAAUUCUCCUGAUUUAGGUGCUUAAUCUGGAGGCCGUGGACAAAAGUUUACACUGGAGAAUUGUGGGGUGUAGUGCAUUCAUCGGACAAGGUCUAUUUGAGGAUUUGAUUGGCUGGUGCUAGACAUUGUCUUGGAUCUAUAUGCUUUGUUUGUGUGAUGUUUGCAUCAAAAUUUUGUUUAUAGAUGUAAGAUAAGAGUAUCGUGUAGGAAAUUUUACUGAUACUUCUGCUUAUCUAUGCACUGCUCAAGUGACGUGUGAGGAAAUUUUUUGUAGUUCUGUUCAACUAUGUUCAGGGCCUCUGUUCUUCUCUUCUAGCAUU
Messenger RNA from Lycium barbarum (goji berry), 2178 nucleotides. RefSeq lists its product as uncharacterized. The coding region runs from base 1 to 639 and encodes 212 amino acids. The record is from RefSeq and is a predicted model, not a curated record. The transcript is spliced from 4 exons. Gene Ontology annotation, cellular component: nucleolus; 90S preribosome; nucleus. NCBI's taxonomy places the organism in Eukaryota, Viridiplantae, Streptophyta, Magnoliopsida, Solanales, Solanaceae. Gene Ontology annotation, biological process: maturation of SSU-rRNA from tricistronic rRNA transcript (SSU-rRNA, 5.8S rRNA, LSU-rRNA).